CAUCUUCUAAUACGCUUUCGCUCCUUUGUCCUUGGUCAUGAAGAAAAACUAACUACCACUGAAGGAAGCAGAAGUCGUCUUGUAGCCUUUAUAAGUUCUAACUCGUCAGAGUAAGAGUUGUGCUCGCAUUGUCUCUCCUGAGACUACUAGUACUACAAAAUGACGGACGCGCAAAAGAGCUCUAAGACUACCCUGUCGGGCAACGCGAACAAGAUAAACGACACGAAUUAUGAAGGGUUAGAACUUAUCUCACAAUACUUCCACUCUCACUGGUCUAUCGACUUUUUGUUUCGAAUGCGAUGCUGUGACUUUAAAUUUCAGUUGUUGUCAGGUUGGUGUUCUCCGUUUUAUGUCCCAAUACGAGCAAUGCUUUGUAGAGUUGAACUAUCCAAGUUGCCCUUACCGUAAGUACUCAGCUUUCCCCGAGUAUUGCCCCACUCGCUUUCAUGUUGCGGAUUUGCGUUUGUGUGAGCGCGAGCAACUAUGCGGAAUUCUGGCAGGAUUCAGUGCCGGCAAGUGGAAGGUACAUCGACUAUCUCUUGCGAUGGGUAUCGUGUGGUUAGAAAAUCUAUCUGGGCAGCGAGCAUCUUCUGUUUCACUAGCAAGCACGACCUUUUCCCACUACAUGACAUCCAUCGAAUGUGCCAACUUCUCUUCUGUACAUUAGCCAAACUGUAUUUGGCUUCCUUGUGCAUGAUAUAAAAAAUGUACAUCAUUCAUCAAGAUGAGCUAAAAAGUUAGAUUACCGUUUGCUCUCAGGUUGCCGAAUUGAUGUUAAUGUCGGAGGACGCCAAGUUUUUCGUGGUCCUCAUUGGCGAGUGCCUAGCGGCAAACUGGGCAAAAAUGGGAAGCGUGAUGAAGCUAACCUUGAAGACCUUUGAUGAUCUCAUGCGUGCGCUGGCAAUGUAUUCGGUCAACGAGGUGGAUGUGGAUACGCUUAUUCGCGCGGUAAAGUUUAUCACAUUAGUAAGACCAUGCGUUAUAUUAUAUUGCUCGCUCUAUUGUUUAAAAUACUGUUUGUGUACUAUUCCAUUUCUGCGUGGUGAAGUUUAAUAAUAUCUCGACUUGCACUUGCUUUUUAUCAUCCUACAACUACUUCUACUCUCAGUAUCCUUAUCUUAAAAUUACUUUUCGCAUCUACCCAGGCUUCGACGAAUAUGAAAAACCGCACGUUGCGCGGAGAAGAUAAUGUUGGGAAGCAUUCCUUUGCCAGGAUAUUUUCGAAUGCACACAGUGAACUCAUCAGUUGGGUGUUUCAAUUCGAAGACGGUACUAAAAACUUUAUGGUGUUCAGACGGUACUAAAAAGUUCAUUCUUCUCUUUCUCAAGCAACUCGCGAAAAAGACGUGACUGAUAUCUACGAUCAUGAGUAAGGAGCUGUAAUUAAUGCACCAUAAGAAAUUGUCUUCAGAGCAAUUCUCUGUACCUAUGGGAGAUAGUCAUAAUCUUUACAUCACAGAGCAGCGGGACCGCGAAAUGGAGGCGAUGAACGAGAAGUAUCGACUCGAGCGUGCUGAGGAAAGCCGCAAAGCUGAGCGCCGCGCUCGCCAGCAGCAACGACGUCAGAAAAUCAAGGAGAAGAUGGACCGUCUGAAGCGGAUGGCUGAGGUGGCUCAGCAACGCCAGCGCGGAGAGCCCGUGGGAGCCAAGGCCAAGGACUCGGAGACCACCAUCGACAAGAAGGCGCCGUCUUCUUCUCCUGUGAGCACCAACAAGGAUGAUGAAUCUAUCGCGGAUGGCAGUCUCGGCAGCAUGUCUGAUGUCUCCUCGGUGGCGUCGUCCGAUGAUGAUGAGAACGAGGAGGACGUCGAUACUGUCACAGGACCUGCUUCUAAAAAACAGAAGACGACUACCACCACCAUGGGGGGAUCAUCGUCCUCUUCUUCGUAAUAAUAGAUUCAUAGUUGUUAGAUAGUAGGUUGUACACAAUUUCGCUGCAAAUGUUGAUUCUAAGUGAUCGAGCUUUUUUCUUUUUUCUCCCAUCCACUAUAAUAGAUCGUCGACUUUUUUGAUGAAGACACGAUGAUACAACACAUGUAGGUAUGGAGCAGCAGGAGCAGCACCGAGAGGAGGCCUUGCCGAAAAAUUUCGUGGAUUGCAGCAAGAUGUUGAUGAGGAUAACUACGAGGAGGAAUUUGACGGGUAUACCUCACUUUUUGCUUUCUUGCGAGUGCUAGAAUAGAAGAUCAAAGGACAACUCGGAUCACAGAAGUAGCCGCUCUUGUUUACCAGAAGGAGAAAAAUUAUGAAAGGAGCUUGAAACGUAUGAAGAGAAAUCGAAAUAAGUAGUAGUAGUAGUGGUAGUAAUGCGCUCAAGUAUACUGAAUGGAAAUAUAAUGAACGUUGACAGCACUUCCGGCAUGCCCCCAAUGUCGCAGAUCUAAGGAGGAGUGUGCGCAAUAUGAUGGAAGGAGAGGCAUGGCCGAAUGGGAGAGUAGGUAUCACUUGUUUGUGACGUAUGAACUUUCUGGAGGUGUUUGUAGCUGCAUUGUUAAGAUAUAAAAAGAUAGGUACCUUGAUACAAUCCUACUAAAGAUCCCAGUUCCUUACUGCAGACGAUGCCCAAUCUAGAUCCUCACUCUCAGGCACGAAUGAGGUAGGACAGGCGUAAUAUCAGUGGAUGUUGGUGGAAUGCAAGGAUUCUGGGGAAGUAUGCAGAUAAAAGAUAGUAGGAACUGAAAAACUUGAGCAUAGUAUGCUUCUACCUAUUCGAUGAUAGAAGUAGCUGUUUCUUUGUUAGCGUUCUUCAUAUACAUAGAAUUGCUAAAAGUCUGCUUUUGAUAAAGCAACCCUUGCUAUCAUUCAAUAGGAGUAGAAUUUAAGUGGUAUUGUUGUGAAGAAGAGCGUUAAUUUUAGUACAGCUAUCGCGCAUCUAUCUGAUACUCAGGCAAGUGCUUAGGUAGUUCCUCUAUGUGUUUCGUGCAUGUUUUAUUGUCGUUAAUUUGUCAGUGAAAUUAUGCGGAGCAGGAGCUUUCAAAGCUUCUGACUCAAUAUAGUAGAUGAAAUGAAAUCUCUUCAAUAUCUGAAAUGAAGUCCAGUUUCAUGCAGUAUCUUGUUGAUUAUGAAUUACCUCGAGUAUGUGAGUUAUCGCAUGUUUGAUUAUUUUCUUCCCGCUGCUCCUGCUGAUGAACAAUGUGCUAGAAUUGCCUUGCUGGGUAAUUUUAUUCAUUGAACGGAACGAACUGAUAACGAAGUAGUAAUCAUUUAUGUUAACAACAUGUCGACCAAGAAAAGCAGCGAAGAUGAUGCAUUUUAAAAUUGUCAAGUCAGUAUCAUUCGUAGGUGCGAAAGCUAAAGUUUGACGAUAAGAAUAAAAUUUUCAGAUUUUUUGUGGAAGUAAAAGCUGUUCAUAGUACAAGACUCUGGAGGAUAUGAGAGGAGGGCUAUCGAACUGGAGUUGCACCUACUAGACGCAGUUGAAAGAUUUCGUUUUCUAGGUGCAUUAUAUAGGAUUACUAAUAAUGAACAACUUAGGUGGAAAAGAAGUCUCCUGUGAUUUAUUAAUAUUACCCAUGAGAUACCCCUUCAGUUAAUCUAUUCUGUAGCACGUCUAAUUCUUAAAUUUCUUGACUCUCCCGAACGUUAGCUAUAUGGAUUAGACAGGUGCCAACAUCGCUAGGAGUUACGGUCACCAAAACAGAGCUUAUUCGUUAUCUUAUCGAAUACGUUCCUAAUUCAGUUGUAGCCUUGAUGGAUUCAGUGUUUUGCGUAACCGCAUGGACUGGAGCGAGCGAGCUCACGCAUAAUGUGUUAGCUUCUCAUAUGGUACAACUAGUUGCCAGGCGGGUUGAAUAACUGGUAUGCCAAGGAAAAUCCAACACAGAGUUGCUGUGGGGGCGCUACUUCUCCAGCUGUCAAUAUCUAUCCAGCAAGAAAAACCUUUCCUUCACCCAACAGAACAGUCGCGAGUCCCAGCGUCGUUUUCCCCACCAGUAUGAAUAUAGGCAUCAUAGUCAUGACAUGACAGUGAUAAAAGUGCCCAUCGUGUUAUUAUGCGAAAAAGCAGC
This is a messenger RNA of Amoebophrya sp. A25, 4007 nucleotides long. The record is from the annotation of a GenBank genome assembly. NCBI's taxonomy places the organism in Eukaryota, Dinophyceae, Syndiniales, Amoebophryaceae.